AUGAAGUACUUCCGAUCUGUCGUCGUUCUGGUCACACUGGCUGUCGCCUCGACCGCGUUCGCUGCACCCGUGUCGACCUCGUCCAACGAGCUUACAGCUCGCUCUGCCGAAAAACCCAACCUGAUCGACGAACUGAACGCAGCUUCGGAAGACCUUGGACUGCGCAAGCGAUCCGACGAGAACCUCAUCGACGAGCUGAAUGCUGCGCUCGAAGACCUGGGACUGCGCAAGCGAUCCGACGAGAACCUCAUCGACGAGCUCAACAAGGCCGCCGAGGACCUUGGACUGCGCAAUGUCAUCGACGAACUGAACGCAGCUUCGGAAGACCUUGGACUGCGCAAGCGAUCCGACGAGAACCUCAUCGACGAGCUGAAUGCUGCACUCGAAGACCUGGGACUGCGCAAGCGAUCCGACGAGAACCUCAUCGACGAGCUGAAUGCUGCGCUCGAAGACCUGGGACUGCGCAAGCGAUCCGACGAGAACCUCAUCGACGAGCUGAAUGCUGCACUCGAAGACCUGGGACUACGCAAGCGCGAAAACGCCAUCGACGAGCUCAACAAGGCCGCCGAGGACCUUGGACUGAAGAGGAGGUCUAAGGAAGACCCCAACCUGAUCGAUGAGCUCAAUGCCGCAUUGGAGGACUUGGGCUUGCGAAAGCGCGAGACAGUGAUCCAGUAG
This is a messenger RNA of Sporisorium graminicola, 678 nucleotides long. RefSeq lists its product as uncharacterized. Lineage: Eukaryota; Fungi; Basidiomycota; Ustilaginomycetes; Ustilaginales; Ustilaginaceae. The coding region runs from base 1 to 678 and encodes 225 amino acids. The transcript has a single exon. The record is from RefSeq and is a predicted model, not a curated record.